AUGCAGCAGGAAUACCCUCAAGGGAGGCCUGAUGCGGCGUGUGUGCCGCAUGCAAGGGGAAGCAAAGACAGAGAGCACCAGGACUUACCGACAUCUGCAUUCUCUGUCGAACUCACCCCUGCAUACUCCAUCACAAAGAAGCCACAGACAAACCAGCAGCAGGAGCAGGAGCAGCAGCAACAGCAGCAGCAGCAGCAGCUGUUUCAGGAGGAAGAACAGCAGCAGCAACAGCCGCAGCAACAGCAGCACCAGCAGGAACAUUCUGCUGUUCCCUCUGACUCUGGGGCUGCGCUUAUAAGACCAGCUGAAGCAGCAGAAGCUGCUGCCCCUGCUGCUGCUGCUGCAGCAGCAGCAGCAGGUGAAGGAGGAAGAAGAGAACGGAGCGACGGCAGCAGCAGCAAAGGAGCAGCAGCAUCAGGACAUUUACAUCUAUUAAAAGACAUCUGGGGAGAAGAAGAAGCAGAAGAUAAAGAUAAAGAAAGUAAAAAAGAAGCAGAAAAAGGAGCGUGUCCGCGUUUUAAAACAGAGGUGGAUAUUGUGUACUAUCAGUCUGGCAA
Messenger RNA from Eimeria acervulina, 557 nucleotides. RefSeq lists its product as hypothetical. The annotation marks the transcript as partial. The record is from RefSeq and is a predicted model, not a curated record. Lineage: Eukaryota; Apicomplexa; Conoidasida; Eucoccidiorida; Eimeriidae. The transcript has a single exon.